Molecule: messenger RNA, 756 nt
Organism: Chiloscyllium plagiosum (whitespotted bambooshark)
Lineage: Eukaryota; Metazoa; Chordata; Chondrichthyes; Orectolobiformes; Hemiscylliidae
Source: RefSeq, a predicted model, not a curated record
CGAUAAUGGAAUUUAUCAUCAAAACAGGAACGUGAUCUUAAUCCGCCCAAUUGCGAAGUCAGUUUUGGGUGGUGUCGGGCAAAGGUCGUUGGCUUUCUGUUGCAACAGGUUGCGAGCAAACGAGAACGCAAAGAUGAAUUUCUUUCUGGAAUCGCUUGUCACGUUGUUUCUGUCGCUGUACUACAUUCUGGAAGCACUGGUGCUGUUAGUGGUGCCGGUGCGCAGGAAGAAUGUGAGCGGGGAGAUUGUGCUCGUGAGCGGAGCUGGCAGUGGCAUCGGGCGGCACCUGGCUCUCGAAUUCGCCCGCCUGCACGCCACACUUGUACUCUGGGAUAUCAGUGAGGAAGGCAACAAGGAGACUGCCCGACAGGCCCGAGAGAAAGGAGCCUCCAGGGUGUACACCUACAUUUGUGACUGCAGCAAACAAACAUCGGUGUAUGAAGUAGCUGACAAGGUAACGGCCAAGCAUUCCUUCUCGAGCAGUGAAAACUUACAUUGUUUGCUGAAGGGUUGGGAGGAAGAGGAAUUAAAUACAAAACAUGGGGUCUGAUUUUUUUUUAUCAAGAGGCGGACGCUAGAUUGCCCCCUCUCACUAAAGGCCACCGGUGAUGAAUUUAACCAGACCGCAGGAGAAUGGUGCAGUUGAAAAAGGCAAACACAAAUAUUGACCUCAAAUUAUCUCACUGCAUUAGAAAACUGCUGUAAAACAGGGUAAAAACAAGGUCUAGAUUAGAGUGGUGAUGGAAAAGCACAGCU